GCCAAGUGUAACAUUUUAUCAAAGAUUGAUAAAACAAGUAUCGGUACAAAAAAUAUCGCCCAUCGGUCCAUCCAUUUUUCUUGCACAUGCACACACACACAUACACUCGAUGAAGACGUGAUGGGCGCACCAUGUUUAAGGGGGAUUCCUAUUUUCUAUUGGGACUCGUCGGCUCAUGCAUGAAAGCAAACUAAUAAAAUUUAUUGCAUAUAUUUGUAAUUCUGGGCAGCAGAAGUCGGGGUGUGUGGGCGUUUGGCGAUUGCUGCUGCUUUUUUUUCGUCGAUCUCCUGCCCCUGCCCCCUGGAGUGUUUUAUUACAACUCCCCCACCUCGAUCCAAAGCUGCAGAUGAAAGCAUUUUAGAAUGGAUCUCUCUGUUUCAGAUUGUCUACUCGGAGGAUGAAGAGGUGGCCUGCACGGACUUCACCAACGACUUCUACAAACUGGUCAACAUCCGCUCCAAUUUGUCGCGCAGCCUCUACUCCUACCUCGAGGGCGAGACGGAUGACGAGGACGAGGAUGACGAUGAUGAGGCAGAUUCGAGCAUGUCCGAGAGCCGAGCGGCACACACGGCCCGGGCCGCCACCAGUCCCACGCCCAGCGAGGCGGGACGGGCUCAGCGGAUGAGCUGCUCCUCCAGCGAAACGGACGAAAACUCGAUCAGCCACCCGCCGCCGCCGGAGUCGCAUCAGGAGAAGGAAGAAGAGCCUGACUACGCGGUCAUUGACGAGUGCCGGCGCCGCGUCGGUGACAUCGAAAUCGAGGACGUGCCGCUGAUCAUGAGCGCCACGCCUUUGCAGCCCCGCAAUAAGCAGCAAUGCAUAGCACAGAUCAUCAAGAGCGAGCUGCGACGCCCGUCCCAUGUGCUGGUAAAGUCCAAGUCUGUGCUGGAGAAGCAGGAGCCCAGCUGCAUCCUACGCCACAAUCAGCGUUGCGAGCUGGAGUUCACUGUGGUGCGCAGCGACAGCAUCAGCUGUGCCCUUAUGGCUUAUGGCAGCGCCCCCGUCACCUGCGAUCGUGUCCAAGCUGAAGGAGCGAAUUCUGAACCGCAAAUUUUACCGGGUGACGUCCCCGGUGCAGAUACCAGCGGCUGCAUCCCCAAAGAAGAAGCAAGCUAAGUCAACGGAGCUGCCUGCCCAAGGCAGUGCCCACCAGAAUUCCAACGAGCAUCAAUUCAUCGACGUCCUCCACCUCGUCA
Molecule: messenger RNA, 1196 nt
Organism: Drosophila miranda
Lineage: Eukaryota; Metazoa; Arthropoda; Insecta; Diptera; Drosophilidae
Exons: 2
Coding region: 544-1116 (190 amino acids)
Source: RefSeq, a predicted model, not a curated record